Messenger RNA from Racocetra persica, 179 nucleotides. The record is from the annotation of a GenBank genome assembly. NCBI's taxonomy places the organism in Eukaryota, Fungi, Glomeromycota, Glomeromycetes, Diversisporales, Gigasporaceae.
UCCCAAUCGCGAAGAAACAGAAAAAGAAUUUCCCGCUUUGGCUAGUGAAGAAUUGUUAGAUAUGUUUCGUUGGUUUAAUAAAUACGGAGUUUUAGGCGAAGAAUUUAGCGACAUUUCCAUCGCUAAAGAUUUACAUCCAAAUAUUACUUCUUUUGAACAAUAUGCUUACAAGAAUUGGA